This is a messenger RNA of Aphanomyces astaci, 813 nucleotides long. RefSeq lists its product as hypothetical. The coding region runs from base 1 to 813 and encodes 270 amino acids. The record is from RefSeq and is a predicted model, not a curated record. The transcript is spliced from 2 exons. NCBI's taxonomy places the organism in Eukaryota, Oomycota, Saprolegniomycetes, Saprolegniales, Verrucalvaceae.
AUGCGCCUCAACGUGUCGUCCAUGCUCGAGCGCCUCCAGGACCAGACUGCCUCAGACAACCACUACCUCCAGCAAAGCCUGGACGAAUACGGCGAUGCCGUCCUGGAAGAGGACGAGUUCCACGAAACCAACAACCCCAUCAUGGACAAAGCCCUUGACGCUGGCGCCGAAGGAUUCCGUGUGUUAACAAACUUUACACCGGAGGAAUUCGAGGUCAUCUGGGGGAAUGCUGAAUCUGCUAUGACAUCACGUUGGAAUGACGGUCGUGGUCGGAAGUCCGCAACAAGUGCCAAAGACGCGUUCUUUGUUACUUUAAUGGUAAUGAAACACUACCAAACCUGGAUAAAGCACGCUGUCGACUUCGGCCUGAAGGCACCAAUCUUGGAGAAACUCGUCGUGAAGGUGGUCGGCGUGUGCUCGAAGCUCCUGUACGCCUGUUUCGUGUCUUUACCCCGCAUGACGACGCUGCGCUCCAAGGACAAGGUGUUCACUCACUACCCCUAUGCACUGUAUGCGACGGACGUCAAGUUCCAACCGGCCCAUCGUCCCUCCGGCCGCUUCAAAGCUUCCGUCUCACCUGAGGGUUUGCUUGUCGACAUGAGUCCUCACGAGCCAUGGUCGGUGUCUAACCUCACCAUGUUCCGAAGCCGCCUGGACCAACACACUCAAGCGCUCGCGAAGGACGACUACGACGACACCAUCAACGACUACGGGCAACUGUUCCGAGAGCAUCCUACCUCGUGGGCAGUCCUUGUGGACAAGGGAUAUAUCGGCCUUGCGGCGUCGGCGCGUGCCAUACGUCCGAAGAAGUAG